UACAGUUAUUGCCAACAGUCAGGAGUACUAGUGACGGUUGUUUCCAACAGUCAGGAGGACUAGCGAUGCUGGUUGACGCCCUGGACAUCUGGGAGAGAAUGGAGAGGUAUAUUGUGCUGUAGAUGGUCCAUGAAGAAAUUAUGGAUCGUUGGUCUGGUGGAGACGCACGUACCGUGCGUCGUUCCGCCAUGUAGGUUGCCAUUUCAGGCGAAGACGACCUCCUGCUUCGCCCGUUUGGCGUCAAUGUCUUGAGCGUGGGAUAUUGACUUUUUUGUGGUAGCCUAGGAACUGUCGGCUUCUGCAGCGUCAGUGUCGAGAACUCAUACAAUUAUCCUCAUCUGAUCUGCCCCCGUGCAACAAGUGUCGAUGCCAUGCGUACGGUAUGUGGAAGUUCGUGCGUCAGUUCCCGCUAUCUAGUUUUCAGGCAGGCCACAGUGCGUAGACCGGAGGCAGCCUUGCUCCUCAGAACCGUGGAAAGGGAGCCACCUGAUUUGGUAACAGUUUUUUGUACACCAGAUACCGAUACAGCCGUGGGGAGGCGGGCUGGGGCCUCAGCGGCCACGACAACCAACCAUCCGCGUUGCAUGUCCGUUUUUGAGGGUUUCUACUUACGCAGUACGACCUGGUUCUACUCGCGACGAAAGACUCUGUCUGUAGGUAUCGCAACCGCUACGUUUCUACACGUAGAUAGGAGCCGUGAAGCGGGCAGAACGACAACGGUGCGGGAUGCUGCAUGA
Toxoplasma gondii ME49 is the source of this 737-nucleotide messenger RNA. RefSeq lists its product as hypothetical. The transcript is spliced from 2 exons. Bases 372 to 737 code for a protein of 121 amino acids. Lineage: Eukaryota; Apicomplexa; Conoidasida; Eucoccidiorida; Sarcocystidae. The record is from RefSeq and is a predicted model, not a curated record.